Symbiodinium sp. CCMP2456 is the source of this 1110-nucleotide messenger RNA. Lineage: Eukaryota; Dinophyceae; Suessiales; Symbiodiniaceae. The record is from the annotation of a GenBank genome assembly.
AUGCUGCCGCCAAUGGAGGCUACUUGCAUCUGGCUUUUCCCGGCUUUCGCUGCAGGCGCCAUCCUGUGGGCUGUAAGCUGCAAGAUUUUUUACCGCAUUCGUGGCGAGUUUGGCAAGGAUCUCGUCAUUCAACGCUUUGGCCAGCACGCCUUCCACGUAGUCAGUGGAGACUACUCCAGCAAGCUCAUCUACGAGGAGAUCUUUCGCAAGAAGGUAUACUUCAAACAUGGAGUUUCUUUACACGAUUUUGACGACCGGCAAGACCGGCAAGAGAAGGAGCGCGGGCCCUGCGGGCCCUUGGUACUCGAUGUGGGUGGGAACCUUGGAUUCUUCUCUGCUUUCGUGGCGGAACACUUCAGAGGUUCGAGGAUACACAUCUUCGAGCCUUUGCCCUUGUUGGUGAACGCCAUUUCCCUCAACUUGGCCAGCUAUGGCUGCGUCGUGUUCCGUGCACAUGAUGGCAAAACUCUCCUUCGAGAUGCUCCGGAUGGAACACGAGUCGUGGUCCACCAGACUGCGCUGGGAGCCCACGAGACCGAGCUGCCUCUGACAUAUCAGAGCCGAAUGCUUGCGGGGAGCAGUUUGGUUCCUGAGAGGUUCCUUCCUAGCAACAUCGACAAGAUCCAGUUUCUACAAGCCAUGUAUCUGGAUUCUGUCACCCUUGGUGCUCUUCCCGCCUUUCCCACACGCUUCCUCUGCCAGCUUCUCGGAGUCCCAUGGCUCCGCAUUCCCAUCUUCCUAGCGCUCACACCACUGAUGAUCUUGCAUCAGAUUCAGCAACGCCUGUCUGGAAACAGGCAGCUGGUGUUCAGAACCCCCGUGAGGACGUUAUCUAGCAUUCUCAAGGAGCAAGGCCUUUUGGGAAAGACUGUGGACUUGUUGAAGGUGGACGUGGAAGGAGCAGAAUGGGACGUCCUGAUGGGGAUUGACGAGCAGAUCUGGCCCUGUCUGCGUCAGCUGGUGAUAGAGGUGCACGAUGGCGAUGAUGGCCGCGUCCAGACGAUAAUGGAGCUUUGCAAGGGCAAAGGGUUCAAGGUGAUGAAGAUGCAGGAGGAGGCCUUCCAGCUGCCCAAGCUUUGCAAGAUUUUUCUGAUCUUCGCCACGAGGUGA